Messenger RNA from Sitodiplosis mosellana (orange wheat blossom midge), 1825 nucleotides. Its product is annotated as vanin-like protein 1. The record is from RefSeq and is a predicted model, not a curated record. Lineage: Eukaryota; Metazoa; Arthropoda; Insecta; Diptera; Cecidomyiidae. The coding region runs from base 171 to 1748 and encodes 525 amino acids. The transcript is spliced from 6 exons.
UGUGACAAUAACAUCUUAUGGUGCGCUUCUCUGUGGGUAGUUAAACCGAAAUUAUUUCCAUCGGAUCGUCGAAGAACAAUUGUUAUUUGCAAUUCAUAAUCGAACAAAACGUUCUGUUUUAGUGAAGAAAGACAAACUUCCAACAAAGGUUCAACUGCAAGUGUGAAAAAAUGUUUUCGAAAUUUCUGGUGGUAAUUUGUCUCAUUUUGAUAAAUGGCUGCCGAAGUGAAGAGGUUGCAACCUACACAGGAGCAGUGGUCGAAAUAAAUCCAGUGUGCGAUGGAAAUACAACUGAGGGUGUAGCUAAGCUUACAAAACAGGCCAUUGACAUCAUUGAAUCGAGUGAAUUGGAUGGAGUCGAUAUUGUAGUUUUGCCGGAAAUACUUUUCAAUGAUAAAAAUACUGCUGUGCUACUACCGAAUACAAACCUUUCGUACUGCGAUGAUCCGACCGUUGAUGAGGUGCUCCGAAGUGUCUCUUGUGCGGUUCGAAAAGCAAAAAAAUAUGUGGUAAUCGGCUUGUAUGUCAAAGUGAAAUGUUCAAUGGACGAUCAAUCGUUUUGCGCUUACGAAUCCGAUUCCACGAACCUCUACAACAUGGCCAUUGUCUUUGACCGCAACGGUGAUGUGGUUGCAAAGUAUAGAAAGUAUAAUUUAUUCAACGGACGCGGAGUGCAACACACGCAAACGCCCGAUAUGACAACAUUUAGAACCGAUUUCAAUGUAACAUUUGGUGUGUGCGUUUGCUUUGAUCUAAUGUUUGACAAACCAGCCAACAGUUUAGUCGAUCAAGGAGUCAAACACUUUGUUUUUCCGACAAAGUGGUUCUCGGAAAUUCCGUAUUUGACAGCCGUCCAAUAUCAGCAAAGUUGGGCGUAUGCGAACAAUGUAAAUUUACUGGCAGCAAAUGUGAAUGCACCCAGCAUGAUGUAUUCGGGCAGUGGAAUCUACGGUGGACGAUCGGGUGCGUUGCAAAUAAUUGUCAGCGAAUCACCAGCAACUAAAAUUCUUGUAGCAAAGAUUCCCAUUGAUCCAGCUGAAGGAAACCGUCUCGAGGCACAGUCAAAUUCAAAUCCAAACACCGACUCGAAUGAAAGUAGUGAAAUGAUACUCUUCCAAGAUGAUCUAACUGAGUACAGCGUUACGUUUUUGGACUUCUCCGAAAAUCUCAAACAAAGCGGAAAAGUGUGCAACAAAGCCAUUUGCUGUGAUUACAACAUCGAAGUAAGCGACAAUGGCGAAUUGGAUGGAAAGUCAACAUAUUCCUAUGCGAUAUCGGUAUUCAGUGGACAUCGUCACUAUAAAGCCGUCAAAAAUGUGCUCACCGGCCAAGAAGUGUGCAGUUUGAUCGCUUGUCCUGAGAUGAACAUGAAGAAAUCUUGUGGAACUCGAAUAUCACCGUCACGAGUGCACAAUCGAUACAAUUUCACAAAAUUGUUGCUGAAAACGGUGCUUCCAGUCACUCGCAUGAAAGUCAUGCCAAACACAUUGAGCGCAGACCUGCUAUCACUCAAGCCAAAUGAAUUUGAUUUCAAAAUAUCCGAAGAUAAAAAAGAUCAUCAUGUUUGGGUCGAGCUUAAUUUGAAUGUACCAAAGUCAAAUCUGCUGACAUUUGCCAUUUUCUCACGAGAUUAUGCCAAGGAUAUUAUUACAAAUGGCGCAGAAUCUACCAAGAUGACACCUAUAAUCACAUUAUGCGUUUUGUUAAGCAUUAUUUGGAUGAGAUAUAACCAUAACGUCAAUCAUUAAUAAAACUAUUUUGAUAUUAUUUUUUUAUGAAUUUUUUUUUUUGGAAUAAAAUAAUCUAGAUUCAUUUGAAUUGUUCA